Molecule: messenger RNA, 883 nt
Organism: Schistosoma turkestanicum
Lineage: Eukaryota; Metazoa; Platyhelminthes; Trematoda; Strigeidida; Schistosomatidae
Source: the annotation of a GenBank genome assembly
AGGAUACAGUUUUAUUUCAUAAUACUAUAUUCUAUAAUCUUCAAUAUGGUAAUUUGAAUGCAACUGCAGAAGAAGUCUACGAGGCAGCUCGUUUAGCAAAUAUAGCCAAUGCAAUUAAACGUAUGCCACAUGGAUAUGAUACACAAGUUGGCGAACGUGGAUUAAAAUUGAGCGGUGGUGAGAAACAACGAAUAGCAAUAGCUAGAGCUUUGUUGAAAAAAGCUCCAAUUUUAAUUUAUGAUGAAGCAACAUCAUCACUAGAUUCAAUCACUGAACAUACUAUUCUUCAACGAUUAACAGAAGUUACACCUGGUGUUACAUCACUUGUCAUUGCACAUCGAUUAAGUACAAUUAUUGAUGCUGAUGAAAUUUUAGUUUUACAAAAUGGUCAUGUAUCUGAACGUGGUACACAUUCAAGUCUAUUAUCACAAUCAGAUUCAUACUAUAGAAAACUUUGGGAUCAACAACGUCAUGGAAUUUUACCUACUACUAAUACUACUACUAUAGGAGAUAAUAAUAAUAAUAAUAAUAAAAUCAAUGAUGUUGAUCAAACAUUUAAUUCAGACAAUCAAGAGACAAACACUUCCUGAAGGCACUAUACAUAUAUAUAUACAUACUUACAUAGAGAGAGAGAGAAAGAGUAGAUGAAACUUUUUUCUGAAUUUUGUAGUAUUUUCUCAUUCACUGCUACACUUGUUCAAUAUAUUAUAUAGUUUCAUUGUGUGUAUGAUUUUUUUUCAAUUUGUUUUCUCCUGACUUUUUCAUUAUAAAUACUUGAGAAGAAUUUUCACAUCUUAAAAAGUUUUUUAACAAAUAAUGUAAUAACAUGUUGUAUACGAUUUAUUUUUCAUGACUGUUUUGUAAAAAAAACAAACAAGAUAAA